AUGGAGGGAAUCUUUCAAAAAUGGUUGCAAAAUUGCAACAAAUUCACAGUUGCAAAGUGCAGAAUACGCAGUAACACUUUUCUAUCGCAUUUCACACAAUUAAUCACAACAAAACACUUUUCAGAAUCUUGCAUGAGCGGAUAUGGCAAACCUGGACAUAUGAAACAAACCAUAGCCACUAAACUUAUACUUCGUGUGCAAUCCAUAACACACGAUACGCCCAAAUGCCAAAUAGAUAAUUUGCUAUCUGAUAUAGCAUCAAAUAUUGUUGACUAUGAACCGUAUGAGUUAAUCGAUUUAACUUAUUUUCUUACUCGGCUUAAUAGACACGGGUGUCAAGAAGCUGCAUUACCUUUACUCCACCGCUUUUUUUCCCUACCUGAUCGAAAUUCUUAUGCAAAUGGCGUUUACGUUCACCGACUAUUAAGAUCAUUGUUCAUAUUCCAGGAUGCUGUAUAUAGAGAGUGGAUUUAUGAAAUAGCGGAUUUAGUAGGAUCGAGGCAUUCACACUUACUAAUGCGAGAUUUGCAGCUGAUUAUUGAUGAUUUGUCACUAUUUUAUGAUGCUAAUGCCCAGCAUGUCUUAUCUAAUUUUGAGCAAUCAAUUGUGGCGCGUGCCGCAGAGAUUGAAUUGUUCCGCAUCCCUUUUUUUAUCCAUUCUUUAGGCCGUAGUGGAUACUCAAGUUUAGCUGUUGCUAAAGCAUUGUUUGAUGCUAUGGACGGGUGUCAUAUUGGCAGUGAUUACUACCGUUACGAGUCGUUAGGACUGAUUUUGAAAGGAUAUGGCAAUUUCAAAUUCCACCCAGGAACCAAAUUCCUUAAGAAAAUAGGGCACAGUAUAAAUGAAGCACUGGAUACUGUUGACUUUAAGUAUUUGAGUUGGUCUGCUGAAGGUUUAUUGCGCAUGAGACAUUUUUCCCCAGCAUACACUAUUUUGGAUGAAAUUAUUGCAAAUGUGAACAAUUUAUCCCAUCUUGAACUUACAGACUUGGAGGCUAAUCUGUGGCAUAUACAAUCCUUUCUUAUAUCUACUAGACUCAAACAACAUAUAUUACCCGGAUGUAUUUGGCAGGAGAAUGCCCAUACUAGAAUUGAUGGUUCAUUAAUUGAAGUUGAAAUAGAUUAUAGUGAUGAAAAUAUGGUGAAGUUAUACGAGUACUACCAAAAGAUCAUGCAAAUUAUAAAGGACAAAUUGACCGAACAUAUUUAUGAAUGUACUCCACCGUACCGAGCAUCACAAUUCGAGUUACUCACGCGCAUAUUAGAUUUUUGUCCUUAUCCACGUGACUUCAGAAUAAAUCUACCCCUUUCCAAAUAUGACAUGACUUAUCCAAUACUGAAUGAUAAUGUUACUGGUGAGCCUGUUGAAAUAUUUACAGUAUAUCAUUUCAACACUGGCACUGUUGAAUUGUUGGCGUCUAAUAAACUUACUGACCUAAACCCUAACACUAAUAUUAUACCAGAUCUAUCGCCGCUUCCCUUGCAACUAAAAACAUAUUUGCAUGCCCUCGUCUUUAGGACACCAGCAUUAGCUCCCAGGGGCCUAAGAUUAUUUCUACACGGACUGGUAAGAAUCAGAUUCGAGGAAAGAGAGUCGUCGGUUAUUGACAAGGAGUUGAUCCCUGAGCUUAAAAGCCAAUACCACACUAGACCCCUAUCUAAGGCCUUAAUUCGCGAGUUUAGGAGGAAAUUGAUUUCGUUUAACCCGGAUGAUCUGAUAGUAAGUAUUUUUUGUGCUGGUCAACUAAAACUAUUUGUACUAGACCUCCAGCUUCUAAAUGAGAUAGAGAAACAUAUUGAAUGGUUAGCUACUGAGAAGAGGUUAAAUGAUCAACAGUUCAGAUUUGCAAAAAUGGCCAUUAGGUACGCACAGCAGCACAUCUAA
Messenger RNA from Babesia microti strain RI, 1884 nucleotides. Its product is annotated as conserved Plasmodium protein, unknown function. The record is from RefSeq and is a predicted model, not a curated record. Bases 1 to 1884 code for a protein of 627 amino acids. NCBI's taxonomy places the organism in Eukaryota, Apicomplexa, Aconoidasida, Piroplasmida, Babesiidae. The transcript is spliced from 3 exons.